Nerophis ophidion (straightnose pipefish) is the source of this 4233-nucleotide messenger RNA. RefSeq names its product SEC24 homolog B, COPII coat complex component (gene sec24b). The coding region runs from base 197 to 3697 and encodes 1166 amino acids. Gene Ontology annotation, cellular component: endoplasmic reticulum exit site; COPII vesicle coat. Gene Ontology annotation, biological process: intracellular protein transport; endoplasmic reticulum to Golgi vesicle-mediated transport; COPII-coated vesicle cargo loading. The transcript is spliced from 24 exons. Gene Ontology annotation, molecular function: zinc ion binding; SNARE binding. Lineage: Eukaryota; Metazoa; Chordata; Actinopteri; Syngnathiformes; Syngnathidae. The record is from RefSeq and is a predicted model, not a curated record.
GCGGUGCGUUCGCUGACAGUCGGACUUCCGACGCCAAACGGCAUUCUUGUUCGCUGCUUUGACUCGAGAGUCUUUCAAUUCCGAUGCCAACUGAACGCACCUAAGAGGAACAUCAUCCUGCCUUGCCUGGGUCGGAACACCGGAGCUCGGGGGCUUGCCGGCGCGGGUCGGACACUGUGACCGGGCCGCCGAAGUCAUGUCUGCGCCGGGCUUCAACAACGUCAACGGCGCCUUCGACCACAGCCAGAAGCCGACGCCGAAUGGUGGAGCUGCUGCCCACCGCCAGAAGGGUAAAAGUCCAGUUCAGAACUACACGGCCACAUAUUCAAACACGGCAUACUAUGGCUCCCCCCCUCAGCAACAGGGCUACUCCAUCAUCCCUUCAGACUUACCAAGCAAAGCCCCCGUCACGAACAAUGCCCACAGUGCUAAUUACUACUACCAGAACCACCAUCAGCAGCACCAUGUAGCGCCCCGCUCCAGCGCCGCCGCCAUGCACUCCUUGGCGCCCGUCGCCCACUACGCCCCGCCGCCAUUCCAGCAGCACCAUCCGCCCUACUCCACUCCAGGUAGCUACUAUGGACAGCCUUCAUACCACGCGCCCCCAGCUCAGAGCCAGCAGCAGCAGCCCACGUUGUUACCGGCCCCACCUAGCGGACCCGGGGCUCCCACCUACCCCAUUGUUUCCUACCCGUCCGCGGCAGGUACGAGCCAGUACGGGACUCUCACCUCCACGCAGACCGCCGCCACGCCCGGGCUGACGCAGUACGGCGGCCCCCUGCAGGGAUCCACACCAGCAGCAUUGCAUCCUGGGUACAGCAUAGGCCCUCCUACACUUAAUGGUCAAGGAAGCACAGCCCACCAACACUACGACCACCAGGCCUCUCCCAACUACAAUUCCUUUGGCGUGAGUGCGAACGGAGAGCGACCGCCUUCAGGAACCCCCUCAACGUCAGUCCAUUCUUCACCUGGCCACAAUCAAGCAGGCGCCCAAUAUGGAUAUGUUGCUAAUAGUGGGGCUAGCUCCGCCUCUGCCGCCGCCUCAGGUCCGGCCACGGGCCCCUCGUCCUCCAGCUCAGACGAUGAGGAUGACGACGAUGAGGAUGAUGAUGAGGAUGAGGAAGCAGGCGGCGACACAUCAUCUUCCACCACUGGCAGCGCGUCUCCGGUGCCCAACAGCUACGAUUCCCUGGAAGGAGGCAACUAUCCAGAUUCCAUGCCACCUUCCGCCAACAUGACCAGUCAAACCCCACCCUACAGUAGUUACGGUUACCCCUGCAUGCAGCCAGCCUAUCGGCAGGGACCCACCUCGCUGACAAACCCGCCGCCAUCUUCUCAAGACCUGCUUGGCCCAUCAGGCUACCAGCCGUACUCCCAGCCCUUCCCAAGCCUCUCCCAGCUUUCUGCGGCCCUGGGAGGGCUAAGCGGGGUCCCGGAGUUGGAAGUGGAAGCCCUCAGCCCGCUCAACCUGUUACAGGAGAAGAACUUGCUGCCUCCAAGGCCCCUGGAAGCACCUGAACCCAACCUGAGCUCUGAGCUGAGGAAGGUCAACUGCAGCCCACAGACAAUCAGAUGCACCCUAACCAGCGUCCCUCAAACUCAGGCUCUUCUCAACAAGGCCAGACUCCCACUCGGCCUCCUCCUUCACCCCUUCAGAGAUCUACAGCAAUUACCGGUCAUCACGUCCAACACCAUAGUGCGCUGUCGCUCCUGCCGCACCUACAUCAACCCCUUUGUCACCUUCCUGGACCAGCGCCGGUGGAAGUGUAACCUCUGCUAUGGGGUCAAUGAUGUACCGGAUGAGUUCAUGUACAACCCGGUCACGCGGUCAUACGGCGAACCCCACAAGAGACCAGAGGUCCAAAACGCCACCGUGGAGUUCAUCGCUUCUUCAGACUACAUGUUGCGGCCCCCUCAGCCGGCCGUCUACCUUUUCGUGAUGGACGUCUCCCACAACGCCGUAGAGUCUGGCUACCUGAAGUAUUUCUGCGACUCGCUCCUGGAGAACCUGGAUAAGUUGCCCGGAGACUCCCGCACCAGGUUGGGCUUCCUCACGUUUGACAGCACCGUGCACUUCUACAACCUCCAGGAGGGGCUGUCGCAGCCACAGAUGCUGGUGGUGACAGAUAUAGACGAUGUCUUCAUACCAUCUCAUGACAGUCUAAUGGUGAACUGGAAAGAGAGUGAAGAGCUAGUAAAGGACUUGCUGACCUCCCUGCCCGCCAUGUUCAGCCAGAGCAAGGAGAGGCACAGCGCGCUCGGCCCCGCUUUACAGGCCGCCUACAAACUCAUGUCGUCCACCGGGGGGCGUGUCAGUGUGUUUCAGACACAGCUGCCCACGCUGGGCGCCGGUUCGCUGCAGUCCAGAGAGGACCCCAGCCAGCGGUCCAAAGCCAAGGGAGUGCAGCACCUUGGCCCUGCCACAGACUUUUAUAAGAAAUUUGCACUGGACUGCUCAGGGCAGCAAAUCGGGGUUGAUCUUUUCCUUCUCAACUCUCAGUACUCUGACCUCGCCUCGCUGGCUUGUAUAUCCAAAUACUCUGCCGGCAGCAUCUUCUACUACCCCUCCUUCCAUCACAUCCACAAUCCAGCUCAGCUGGAGAAGUUCCAGAAGGAUCUGGAGCGCUACCUCGCCAGGAAGAUGGGCUUCGAGGCAGUAAUGAGAAUACGAUGCACUAAAGGUUUAUCCAUCCACACCUUCCACGGUAACUUCUUUGUACGCUCCACCGACCUGCUGUCCCUUGCUAACGUAAACCCGGACUCGGCCUUCGCUGUCCAAAUGUCAAUCGACGACACUCUGGUGGACUCUUCUCUGGCGUGCUUCCAGGCAGCGCUCCUCUACACCUCUUGUAAAGGAAAGAGGCGUAUCCGCGUCCACACCCUUUGUCUGCCUGUGGUCAACCAGCUGAGUGACGUGUACGCUGGUGCCGACGUCCAGGCCAUUACUUGUCUGCUCGCCAACAUGGCAAUCGACCGCUCCAUAUCAUCCAGCCUUUCUGACGCCCGUGACGCCCUGUUGAACGCGGCGGUGGACUUUGUGAGCGCCUACAAGAGCAACGUAUCCAACCUGCAGCAGUCCGGCCUGGUGGUGCCCGCCGUCAUGCGCCUUUUCCCUCUCUACAUCCUGUCUCUGCUCAAACAGAAAGCGUUUCGGACGGGGACGAGCACGCGCCUGGACGAACGCGUCUUCGCCAUGUGCGAGUUCAAGACGCAGCCGCUGCAGCAGCUGAUGCGGAUGGUUCACCCCGACCUCUACCGCCUGGACAACAUGACUGACCAGGGGGCGCUCCACCUCAACGAUGCACUGGUCCCGCAACCUCCUCUCCUCCACUUGUCUGCAGAGAGGCUGAGCCGAGAUGGAGCAUUCCUCAUGGACUGCGGCAGCGUGUUUUACCUGUGGGUUGGCAAAUGCUGCAAUGAGAUGUUCAUCCGAGACGUUCUGGACUACCCCAACUACGCGUCAAUCCCCCCCAACAUGAGUUGCAUUCCUGAGUUGCAAACGCCGCUGUCGGAAAGGCUGAGAGCGUUCCUGGACUGGCUGCAGGACAACCGAGCGUUCAGUUCUAUCGUGCAUGUACUCAAGGAUGACACCUCUGCCAACGCGACCUUCUUCCAGCACUUGGUGGAAGAUCGGUCUGAGUCGGGGUCGUCCUACUGUGAGUUCUUGCAGCACAUCCAGCAGCAGGUGUCCUCAUAGGCUACCAUCUUUCUGGAUGGUAAGCAGGAACACUAGCCGUUUUUUUUUUUUUUUUUUUAAGUCUGGCUCUGAUUGGACCAAGCGGGGUCGAGAAACGAUGAAGGAACCUCCACCGCUGACUCGUAGCUUUUCCACUAAUUGCUCAUGUGGGACUAGAAGGGAAAAUUGAGCCAAGAAGAUGCCACUUUUGUCGUGAGGCUCCCUCGUAGCGCUUUAGUGCUGUCUUCUUUUUUAUUUUUAUUCUUUUUCAUUUUAAAAGAUUUUACUAAGAAGAAGACUGAACACACUGGAGAGGAGCAGAUUUUCACUGGCAUGCGCUCUUGAAGAACCAUGGUUGUUUCGAUUGCCAGCAAUGGGACCUUGACCCUCAUUCGCUCCCUAAUUCUGACCAAUCACGGAACAAAACCCUGCCCCUUUGUUUUUGUUUUCUUCCGAGACGCUAUAAAUGUAUGCUAUCCUCUUUGUAACUACUGAAAAGAAUCUUUUAUGUGCGAUAAUUUAUGAAGCAGCUUAAUAAAUAAGAAGGACAAACCAAA